GAACUAUUUGAUGUUUAGAGAGCUGUAGCGAAGAGAGCAUUAAUGCCGCAGAUAAUAUUGAUUUUUACGAUUUCUCGGAUUCAGAUUCAGAGGAUCUAAAUUCACGACUUGAUCCACGUCCAGAUUCAGAUCUAGCAGAUCCUUUGCAAAUUUUAGAAAAUGCCACAGAUACUAUGGUAGAUAGUUUUCAAGAAGACGAUCUCAGGCUCAGUGAAUAUAUGGACCUUGUAUACUGUAGUUCAGACAGUUUGCUUCCCAAACAACAACAACAACAAGUCUUGCAACAGCCAAAAUUGAUCCAACAACAAUCACUAAUGAUUAAAAGACAGAAAUCUCACUCACAACAACAAAUACAGCAAGUACAAAAUAUGAAUGAAGUAAAUUCCUGUAAUGAAAAAAGCCAUAGUAAUUACAAUGAUGAUAAUAAUGCUGCACCGUCCACUCAGAUCAAACAAAUACAGAGAAGGGUAGUAGAACUGAACCAUGUCGGACCCCCACCCCUAGCAGACACACACCUCACCACACCAACACACAAUUACCGACGCUCUCUUCAUCUUCCUAAACCUAAGCAAGAGGAGAAGAAAAGAUUCAGUGAAUUACGGUUUGACAUGCUUCAAGCUGGUGCUCUCCGGGUAGAAGGGGAGGAGGGACGUCAAGGGGGUGUUCUUCGGGUAGAAGGGGAGGAGAGACCUCAAGGGGGACAAAGUAUAAAAAAACAUUUGUCCACUAGUCUCACAGAAAUCUCCUCCUCACCCAACCCUGGAGAGGGGGAGGGGCGCAGUGAGACUGAAGUGGCAGGCCGUGAGGGGAAACAGGAGGGGGAAAAUACUUGCAGAGAGGGGGAAUUGACAGAAGGGCAGGGUAGGGUGGGGAAACCUGUGUUUCGAAGCCAAUCAGCCAGAUAUGGAAUUGAACCAAACCCUGAGGAAAGAAGACUCAGUAACUUCCUUGGACGAUAUAUUAAACGCGAGGAGUCUCUCAAGUUGAAGGUAUUGAAGGAACCGAAGAGAAAGACAAGUAAGGAUGUGUGGCAAGUUGAUUCAUCAAGCUGGGAGUUUCUAGGACAAGAUCUAGAAUCCAGGUCCAGCCAACCCAGGGAGACCCCUGUACGGAAUAUAGAGGAAUUAAGAACCACCCUUCUUCAAAAUCUUGACGAAAAAAAGCGUAUCUCUGUUCCCGAUUCUGAUGAGAAAAUUAGCGUCCCUGGUCAAAAUUUCGAAGUAGACAAGAAUACCUCUCUUAAAAAAUUAGAAGCACAAAGAAACGCUAAUAUACAUCGGGAGUCCAUCCCUCCAGCGGAAAUUCAGAAAACAGAUAAAAAUGUUAAAAAGUUGAGAAAAGAAAGUAUUCUCAAACAUCAUUUCCUGAUGGACAAGUUUCAAAAUAGUCGGAAAGAAGUAAGGGAGGUUAGGGAGACUGGGGAGGUCAAGGAGGUCAUGGAGGUCUCGGAGGUCAUGAAGGUCAUGGAGGUUAGAAGCUCAGAUGAAAGUGAUAGUUCAUCAGAGAGCUGGAAGAAAAUUAAUUCACUCAGUUCUGAGAGGGAGUAUACUCUACAGAUAGAGGAGAAGGCUAACUUGAACAAACAAAAUUCAUCUAACAACAGGUUGCAUCAAGAUGAUAGUCUGUAUGACACAGAAUACGAUUCAAGUUUAACAAGUAGCAAACACACAAGUGGUACAAGCAGUAGAUAUAAAAUCCACGGAAAACAUACUGUACAUGCUGUACACUCUACCUACGGUACUAGCAAGGAGGAUGUUGUACCGAUGCCAACCAAAACCAAGCAGGCCGAAAAACCAGAUAAUCAUAUCAUAAUACAGGAAUAUAUCCUGCUGAGUAGUGGAUCCCCCUGCUCCCUGUUAGGACAAUGUAUCCGAGUUUUCAUCAGCUGUACUCUUAGCACUAAACUCAGAGAUCCAGUUCGUGUGAUGAGCAAUGUUCGUCAGUUUAUGAAUGGAUGUAAAAACUAUCUUUUAAGGACUGGUGAGGGUGAGAUCAAGCAACUGGUUGACCUGCAGAGGGUGAGACUAAAAGCAAAUGAAUAUCUGAAUAUGGAUACAAUACUAGAGGAUACUAUGCAUUUACUUAUCAUUAAACCACUCAGGUCUCAUUUACGUGAUCUCAUCCAAACCAAGUACACCAGAACAAGAUAUUUUGAUGAUUUAGAGGAAAGUGGAGAAAAAUUCAAGAAAAAGAGCAUGGAAUUACUUACAGAAAAACGAAGGAAAUUACAGGGUACCUCCGAGAGUAGUAGGGCUGAAGUAGACCGUAUCCUGGUUUCCUUGUGCUCUGGAUAUUCUCCUCCGGAGAAGUUGAACCUAAUCCUGAACCUGGUUCACCAGAUUUUACUCCAGGCUGGCCGUGUAUCUGUAUAUGACUGCUGUCUCCUGAUCUCUUGUGAGCUAUUGAACUCCUGUAAGGAGGUAAAGAUGGAGCUGGAGUACCUGCAGGCCCUAAUCUCCCCCUCCUUAAUACAAGGAGAAGGAGAAUACUACACAUGUCUCCUGGAAACCUCGUUAAACCUUCUCUCAAGCCAAGUACUCCCAAAUUCACAGGCCUGUAUUAUCAGUAUUCCUGUCUCUGUACCACGUGACAAACAUAUGAGAAGUCCCGGAAAUGAGAAGAGUGGUGAUCAGCUGACUUCCAGACAUCUUCCAGUUUUCCCGGGCAUGACAAUCAAAUCUUUAAUCAGCUGUGCCUCUUUUAUAUUUAGAUUAGAGUCCUCAAAUUCAUACUCUCUCUUUCUUAUCCACGAAGGCAAAGAAGAGAAGUUGAAUCCUGGAACUGAAGUUGAUGAAAUAUUUCCCCAACUACGAGAAGAAAACGCUUCCCUUAUUUUUAAAAGAGAAGAUUCUAACAUAAUGCUCCCGCUUCUUCCUAAAUCAAUUAAUUAACCUGAGCAAAGACAACAGCUUCUUCUGAAAUCAAAAAAAAAAUCCAAAAGUUGAAAAUUUCUUUAAUCUAUUUUCACUUUGUAAUUAAACAAAAAAAAUACUCCCCCGGAACCUUUUACAUAGCUUUAAAUAUUAGAAGAAUUGUUCUUCUCUUAUCUGAUCUCAAAUAAAUAUUCAAUUUGUUGUUAAA
Molecule: messenger RNA, 3081 nt
Organism: Eurytemora carolleeae
Lineage: Eukaryota; Metazoa; Arthropoda; Copepoda; Calanoida; Temoridae
Exons: 22
Coding region: 174-2891 (905 amino acids)
Biological process (GO): signal transduction
Source: RefSeq, a predicted model, not a curated record